CAUGCAAACUCAGUUUCAGUUUGGGAUUCCAGAUUAAUCGUCCAACAUGAAAGUAUUAGCUCUCGUCGCUCUUUUGGCUUGUGGUGCCUUCGCCGCAGAAGGACCCCAAUGUCAAGCUCCAAACGGUGGUGGUCUUCAACCAGUCUUGGCUGAAUUCGUUGACAUGAUCCCACUCGACAAGAUUUUGGAACUCCUCUUGACUUCAAUGACCUCCGAUCCAGAAACCCAAGCCGUCAUGGAAUAUUUGUCGUCAUCUGAAUUCCAUCAAAUCGUCAUCAUGGUCCAAAAUCAACCAACAUUCCAAACACUUGUAGACUACGCCUGCACCGACUUAUACAUCGAUGUUGCCUACUACUUCAACAUCUUGGCCGGUAUUUUCGGAUUCCCAGAAGUACGUGCUCACCCACGUGCCACCGCCCGUGCUGGUGGAUUCCAUGGACUCCUGUUGGAAAUCCUUGAUCUUAUCCCACUUGAUGACCUCAAGGCCCUUUUGGACGAAAAGUUGGCCACCGAUUACUAUGUCCAACUGACUUUCCAAAUGAUCAACUCUGACGAAUUCGGGUCUAUCGUUGACGCUCUUAAGGCUAAUGUUGCCUACAUUGACAUGAAGGAUCGUCUCCGUGCAUUGGGAGUUGAUGUUGAUCUCAUCAUUGACACCAUCAACAAGAUCACUCAGUUUCAGUUUGGGAUUCCAAAUCAAUCGUCCAACAUGAAAGUAUUGGCUCUCGUCGCUCUUUUGGCUUGUGGUGCCUUCGCCGCAGAAGGACCCCAAUGUCAAGCUCCAAACGGUGGUGGUCUCCAACCAGUCUUGGCUGAAUUCGUUGACAUGAUCCCACUCGACAAGAUUUUGGAACUCCUGUUGACUUCAAUGACCUCCGAUCCAGAAACCCAAGCCGUCAUGGAAUUUUUGUCAUCAUCCGAAUUCCACCAAAUCGUCAUCAUGGUCCAAAAUCAACCAAGCUUCCAAAAACUCGUGAACUACGCCUGUACCGAUUUAUACAUCGAUGCUGCCUACUACUUCAACGUGUUGGCCGGUAUUUUCGGAUUCCCAGAAGUACGUGCUCACCCACGUGCCAUCGCCCGUGCUGGUGGAUUCCAUGGACUCCUGUUGGAAAUCCUUGAUCUCAUCCCACUCGAUGAACUCAAGGCUCUUUUGGAUGAAAAGUUGGCCACCGACUACUAUGUCCAAUUGACUUUCCAAAUGAUCAACUCUGACGAAUUCGGAUCUAUUGUUGACGCUCUUAAGGCUAAUGUUGCCUACAUUGACAUGAAGGAUCGUCUCCGUGGAUUGGGAGUUGAUGUUGACCUUAUCAUUGACACCAUCAACAAGAUCUUCCAUACUCAGUUUCAGUUUGGGAUUCCAAAUCAAUCGUCCAACAUGAAAGUAUUGGCUCUCGUCGCUCUUUUGGCUUGUGGCGCCUUCGCCGCAGAAGGACCCCAAUGUCAAGCUCCAAACGGUGGUGGUCUCCAACCAGUCUUGGCUGAAUUCGUUGACAUGAUCCCACUCGACAAGAUUUUGGAACUCCUGUUGACUUCAAUGACCUCCGAUCCAGAAACCCAAGCCGUCAUGGAAUUUUUGUCAUCAUCCGAAUUCCACCAAAUCGUCAUCAUGGUCCAAAAUCAACCAAGCUUCCAAAAACUCGUGAACUACGCCUGUACCGACUUAUAUAUCGAUGCUGCCUACUAUUUCAACGUGUUGGCCGGUAUUUUCGGAUUCCCAGAAGUCCGUGCUCACCCACGUGCCAUCGCCCGUGCUGGUGGAUUCCAUGGACUCCUGUUGGAAAUCCUUGAUCUCAUCCCACUCGAUGAACUCAAGGCUCUUUUGGAUGAAAAGUUGGCCACCGACUACUAUGUCCAAUUGACUUUCCAAAUGAUCAACUCUGACGAAUUCGGAUCUAUUGUUGACGCUCUUAAGGCUAAUGUUGCCUACAUUGACAUGAAGGAUCGUCUCCGUGGAUUGGGAGUUGAUGUUGACCUUAUCAUUGACACCAUCAACAAGAUCUUCUCGAACUAUGGUCCCCGUGGGAUAUAUAAUGGGGGUCCAAUCAGACAAAUUCAGUUUCAGUUUAAGAUUCCAGAUCAAUCGUCCAACAUGAAAGUAUUGGCUCUCGUCGCUCUUUUGGCUUGUGGUGCCUUCGCCGCAGAAGGACCCCAAUGUCAAGCUCCAAACGGUGGUGGUCUUCAACCAGUCUUGGCUGAAUUCGUUGAAAUGAUCCCAAUUGACAAGAUUUUGGAAAUCCUCUUGACUUCCAUGACCUCUGAUCCUGAAACUCAAGCCGUCAUGGAAUACUUGUCAUCAUCUGAAUUCCAUCAAAUCGUCAUCAUGGUCCAAAAUCAACCAACCUUCCAAUCGUUUGUGGACUUCGCCUGUACCGAUUUGUACGUCGAUGCUGCCUAUUACUUCAACGUGUUGGCCGGUAUUUUCGGAUUCCCAGAAGUCCGCGCUCACCCACGUGCCACUGCCCGUGCUGGUGGAUUCCAUGGACUCUUGCGGGAAAUCCUUGAUCUCAUCCCACUCGAUGAACUCAAGGCUCUUUUGGAUGAAAAGUUGGCCACCGACUACUAUGUCCAAUUGACUUUCCAAAAGAUCAACUCUGACGAAUUCGGAUCUAUUGUUGACUCUCUCAAAGCUAAUGUUGCCUACGUUGACAUGAAGGAUCGUCUCCGUGGAUUGGGAGUUGAUGUUGACCUCAUCAUUGACACCAUCAACAAGAUCUUCCAUUUUAAUGAUAGUCGAACUAUGGUUCCCGUGGGGUAUAUAAUGGGGGCUCCAAUCAGACAAAUUCAGUUUCAGUUUAAGAUUCCAGAUCAAUCGUCCAACAUGAAAGUAUUGGCUCUCGUCGCUCUUUUGGCUUGUGGUGCCUUCGCCGCAGAAGGACCUCAAUGUCAAGCUCCAAACGGUGGCGGUCUUCAACCAGUCUUGGCUGAAUUCGUUUCCAUGAUCCCAAUUGACAAGAUUUUGGAAAUCCUCUUGACUUCAAUGACCUCUGAUCCAGAAACUCAAGCUGUCAUGGAAUACUUGUCAUCAUCUGAAUUCCAUCAAAUCGUCAUCAUGGUCCAAAAUCAACCAACCUUCCAAUCGCUUGUGGACUUCGCCUGUACCGAUUUGUACGUCGAUGCUGCCUAUUACUUCAACGUGUUGGCCGGUAUUUUCGGAUUCCCAGAAGUCCGCGCUCACCCACGUGCCACUGCCCGUGCUGGUGGAUUCCAUGGACUCUUGCGGGAAAUCCUUGAUCUCAUCCCACUCGAUGACCUCAAGGCUCUUUUGGAUGAAAAGUUGGCCACCGACUACUAUGUCCAAUUGACUUUCCAAAAGAUCAACUCUGACGAAUUCGGAUCUAUUGUUGACUCUCUCAAAGCUAAUGUUGCCUACGUUGACAUGAAGGAUCGUCUCCGUGGAUUGGGAGUUGAUGUUGACCUCAUCAUUGACACCAUCAACAAGAUCUUCCACUAAAUGAUUGUAGUAAUAUUAACGCUUAAUAAAAUUCAUUGAGUUCAACAAUAUUUUUUAUUA
Messenger RNA from Hermetia illucens (black soldier fly), 3514 nucleotides. RefSeq lists its product as uncharacterized. The record is from RefSeq and is a predicted model, not a curated record. The transcript has 6 exons. The coding region runs from base 47 to 3454 and encodes 1135 amino acids. NCBI's taxonomy places the organism in Eukaryota, Metazoa, Arthropoda, Insecta, Diptera, Stratiomyidae.